Messenger RNA from Carassius gibelio (silver crucian carp), 1692 nucleotides. RefSeq names its product putative short-chain dehydrogenase/reductase family 42E member 2. Bases 25 to 1362 code for a protein of 445 amino acids. The record is from RefSeq and is a predicted model, not a curated record. Gene Ontology annotation, molecular function: 3-beta-hydroxy-Delta5-steroid dehydrogenase (NAD+) activity. Gene Ontology annotation, biological process: steroid biosynthetic process. NCBI's taxonomy places the organism in Eukaryota, Metazoa, Chordata, Actinopteri, Cypriniformes, Cyprinidae. The transcript has 11 exons.
GGUAUCUGAAGCCACGUGUGCAUUAUGAAGGAGAACAGGUCCUCGUGUCAGGUGGAGCAGCUGCCCUGUGCAUGUCUGCUAGACUGCCACCGACAGACCCACACCCGCAGCGCCGCAGGGACCCAGAGCCGACACAGAGCCAACGGGGCGGUGGGCGCCUUGUGCAACAGUCCCAACUGCAUGGUGGCCGCCAGGCUGGAGAACCCAGAGCAGGGGCGGCACGGGGCCGGCAGGGUCCUGGUCACCGGAGGGGCUGGAUACUUUGGAUUCAGGCUGGGCCGCGCUCUGGCAGGCCAAGGGGCCACGGUCUUACUCCUGGAUCUCCACAAGCCGCCCUGGGACAUCCCUGAUGGAGCCGUCUUCCUGCAGAUUGAUAUCCGUGAUUAUGAUGCCCUGUAUAAGAUCUGUGCUGGAGUGGACGUUAUUUAUCACACUGCUUCCUAUGGGAUGUCAGGACCUGAGCAGCUGAAGAAAACGCAGAUCGAAUCAGUCAACGUUUGCGGCACGAACAAUGUCAUAAACGUCUGUACGGAGCGGGGCAUCUCCAGACUCAUCUACACCAGCACAAUCAACGUGGCGUUUGCUGGCCGGCCCAUCGAGGAUGGAGAUGAAGACUCAGUUCCCUGCGUGCCGCUGGACAUGCACAUAGACCAUUACUCCAGAACUAAAGCGAUCGCUGAACGCCUGGUGCUCGCUGCCAAUGGAAGAUCAACAAAAGGCGGUGGUUUUCUUCACACAUGUGUGCUGCGCCCCUCUGGUAUCUAUGGUCCUGAAGAGAGGAGACAUUUACACAGGGUGAUGGUGAAUGUGGAGAGGAGGUUGUUCAGCUUUCAUUUUGGGGACCCUAAUGCCAAGAUGAACUGGGUACAUGUGGAUAAUCUGGUGAUGGCUCAUGUUUUAGCAGCAGAAGCCCUCACUGCAGAUAAAGCUUUUGUGGCGAGUGGACAGGUUUAUUUUAUCAACGAUGGGGAGUCUGUCAAUGUCUUUGAAUGGCUGACACCUCUGUUUGAAAGACUAGGUUAUGGUCGGCCUUUGAUUCACCUUCCUGUUUCUCUGGUCUACUCAGCAGCAAUACUGAUGGAGCGACUGCAUGUGGCUCUGAGUCCGAUUAUAGAAAUUCCAUUACUUCUGACAAGAAACGAGGUGAGGAACAUCGCUGUCAGUCACACCUUUAAAAUCGAGAAGGCGCAGCGAGAACUGGGCUUCAGGCCUAAGAAGUACAGUCUGACGGACUCGGUGGACCAGUACCUGCGGAGCCGAGCGCCGCGUUCAGCGGUGUCGUUCCCGAACACACUGUACCUCUUCCUGCUGCUCCUGGUGGGAGUCAUCACCCUCGUGAUCCUCUCGGCAGGACGGGAAUGAGAAAGAGAAAUCGAAUGGAUCACUUGUAGGGUUUAAAUUAGGGCUGGGCGAUAUUGUGAAUUAAUCUUAUCCUUUGCUAUCAUUUUUAUUUUUAUUUUAUUCGUAAAACUCAUUUUGACUUGAGAGGGUUAGAAGGGAUAGUAAAAACUCGUCUUCCAAACACAAAUUAUGAUUUUUUUAAUGAAACCUGAUUGAUUUCUGUCCCUCCGUUGGAAGUGCAGGUAACCAACACUUAGAAGAUCUAAAACAGUCAUAAAGGCAUCAUAAAACAAAUCCAAAUCCAAGUAUUAUGAAAGAAUAGUAUUUAUUUUUUAGGUGAUCAGAUUUAAC